GCAUAGCUGCCAUCCCCUCCAGCAUCUGCCCCAGCGCCAUCAAUAGCUGGGUUUGGUGCGUGCUGGUGCAAUCCGAACCCAGCUGCAAUCAGACAGAGUUCUUACACACGAAUGGCACCUGUGCUUCAUGCCCUGUGUGUGGGCCAGGAGAGCAGCUCUCAGAGGACUGUGGUUUCGGAGAUGGCAGUGAAGGUGUCUGCAUUCUGUGUGGAGAAGGGAGGUUCAGUGCAGAUACGGGGGUCGGGCCCUGCAUGCGAUGCACCCAGUGCAGUCUGCUGAACCGCCUGAAGAGGACAGCGUGCUCACCCACCGGAGAUGCCCAGUGUGGCCAGUGCCUCCCAGGGUAUUAUGAACUCAGGAGCAUGACUGGAGAAGUGGAGCUGCCCUGCGUGCCAUGUUACAAUCGUGACACAGUCCAUAAAGAGUGCUUGCUUUGGACAGCUCACGGCUCUAAAGGAGGCAGCGGGAUCACUGCGCCCAGGGGAAAUUUCAAAGAACCUGAAGAAAAGAGAGUAGAAGAAGAAACGUUUUCAAUGGUCCUGAUUGGUUCGGCAACAGCUUCCUCCAUUUUCCUCAUUGCCCUGCUGCUUUGGGCCGUCCUUCUGACUGCUGAGAGAUUCAAACAGGUUCCUGAGUACCGCCCCGGGCCUGAAGGACUAUUGUCUGCACUCAAAAAAACGAUUCAAGCCCUUCUUAGAGAGGACCUUCAGUACACACCUUUGUCCGGCCCCACGGAGAGAGCAGCGGAACAACCAGAGGCCCCUUCACAGACACUUAUUCCAGCUCAAUAUCCGUUAAGAACCCUGAACUCACUGAGCCAUGACAAUGAGGUGCAUCCUACUUCUAUUGUGAUUAAUGUCACCACCAACAUUAAGCCCUCCAGUCAGAAAGAGGAGAACAUCUCAUGGGAGGAGAAGCAAAGACGCUGCUGUUCCUUAGAGGAGAUGGAGCAAAAACUUCAGACAAUAUGGGAAGUAGCUCAAGGUCAGAGUAUCGGGAUGCUUGACUAUGACUCAGUCCAGGACUUGUCCCUGCUGCUGGACUCUGCUGACAGCAGGAACACGUUGAGAAGACUGGGACGGUCUUUAGGCGUCCCACCUCAGGUCAACGCUCAUCUCCAAGGCUUCCAGGACCUCUUCCAGUACCUGCGCACCUCCACCUAUACACUGCUGCCCCAACUGGCCCAGGCUGCUGCGCUCCUGCCUGAUCCUCAAGUUGUUGCUAGGAUACACAGAGCUGUGGUGAACAAGUGACCACUUUGACCCCAAGAAUCUGUUGCUAUGACUUCAGCUGUUUGCAGCAUGUCUGAAUUAAUUGUAAUUACUACGAAAGAAAGGAAAAUAC
Pseudoliparis swirei is the source of this 1344-nucleotide messenger RNA. RefSeq names its product tumor necrosis factor receptor superfamily member EDAR-like. The record is from RefSeq and is a predicted model, not a curated record. Lineage: Eukaryota; Metazoa; Chordata; Actinopteri; Perciformes; Liparidae. The transcript has 11 exons. Bases 252 to 1253 code for a protein of 333 amino acids. Gene Ontology annotation, molecular function: signaling receptor activity. Gene Ontology annotation, biological process: positive regulation of JNK cascade; positive regulation of canonical NF-kappaB signal transduction. Gene Ontology annotation, cellular component: plasma membrane.